Salvelinus namaycush (lake trout) is the source of this 3345-nucleotide messenger RNA. RefSeq names its product alpha-actinin-2. Gene Ontology annotation, biological process: muscle cell development; actin cytoskeleton organization. Gene Ontology annotation, cellular component: cell projection; cell junction; Z disc. The transcript is spliced from 21 exons. NCBI's taxonomy places the organism in Eukaryota, Metazoa, Chordata, Actinopteri, Salmoniformes, Salmonidae. The record is from RefSeq and is a predicted model, not a curated record. Gene Ontology annotation, molecular function: actin filament binding; calcium ion binding. Bases 161 to 2851 code for a protein of 896 amino acids.
CCGGCAAGCGUGUGAGAGAGGGAGUCAAAUAGAAAGAUAGGGAGACAGAGGAAGUUACCCAGCCCAGAAAAAAAUAUUAAAUUAUCAGAGUCUAAAUAGAUAAGGAUAUUGGAGGACAAAAACGAUUUGAAUUUGGGGGAAUACAAAGACUUAAGACGCAAUGAUGACCCAAAUAGAGACGACAGUGCAUUAUAAUAACGGAUUCGGGGAUGAGGAGGACUACAUGAUACAGGAGGAUGAGUGGGACAGGGACAUGUUGCUGGACCCUGCCUGGGAAAAACAGCAAAGAAAGACCUUCACAGCUUGGUGUAACUCCCACCUGAGGAAAGCAGGAACACAGAUUGAGAACAUUGAGGACGACUUUAGGAAUGGCCUCAAACUCAUGCUUCUCUUGGAAGUUAUUUCAGGUGAGAGGUUACCCAAGCCUGACAGAGGGAAGAUGCGUUUUCACAAGAUUGCCAACGUCAACAAAGCCUUAGAUUUCAUCACCAGCAAAGGAGUGAAACUUGUCUCUAUUGGAGCUGAAGAAAUUGUGGAUGGUAACAUUAAGAUGACACUUGGAAUGAUAUGGACCAUCAUCCUCCGCUUUGCCAUCCAGGACAUCUCUGUAGAAGAAACCUCUGCAAAGGAAGGCCUUCUCUUGUGGUGUCAGAGAAAGACUGCCCCCUACAGGAACGUCAAUGUCCAGAACUUCCAUGUUAGCUGGAAGGACGGACUGGCCUUCUGUGCCCUGAUUCACAGACACAGGCCUGACCUCAUCGACUACGCUAAGCUCAACAAGGAUGAUCCUAUGGGGAACCUGAACCUGGCAUUUGAAAUAGCAGAGAAGCACCUGGAUAUUCCCAAGAUGCUGGACGCAGAAGACAUCAUCAACACCCCCAAGCCUGAUGAGAGAGCUAUCAUGACCUAUGUGUCCUGCUUCUAUCAUGCAUUUGCUGGAGCCGAGCAGGCUGAGACGGCGGCUAACAGGAUCUGUAAAGUGCUGGGUGUGAACCAGGAGAAUGAGAAACUGAUGGAGGAAUACGAGAGGCUGGCCAGCGAGCUACUGGAGUGGGUCUGCCGGACCACCCCAUGGUUGGAGAACAGGACUGCAGAGAAGACCAUGGUUGAGAUGCAGAGAAAGCUAGAAGAUUUCAGAGACUACCGCCGCAUGCACAAGCCCCCCAAGGUGCAGGAGAAGUGCCAGCUGGAGAUCAGCUUCAACACCCUGCAGACCAAGCUGCGCAUCAGCAACCGUCCCGCUUUCAUGCCCUCGGAGGGAAAGAUGGUGUCUGACAUAGCCAGUGCAUGGCAGGGGCUGGAGGGGGCAGAGAAAGGCUACGAGGAGUGGCUUCUGACAGAGAUCCGAAAGCUCGAGAGACUGGACCACCUGGCUGAAAAGUUCUGCCAGAAAGCCAGCACCCAUGAGACCUGGGCUAAUGGUAAAGAGCUGAUUCUAUCUCAGAAGGACUACGAGACGGCCACCCUGACAGAGGUGCGGGCGUUGCUACGGAAACACGAGUCGUUUGAGAGUGACCUGGCUGCUCAUCAGGACAGGGUGGAGCAGAUCGCUGCCAUCGCACAGGAGCUCAAUGAGCUGGACUAUUAUGAUGUGGCUGCUGUCAACCAGAGGUGCCAGAGAAUCUGUGACCUGUGGGAUCAACUUGGUACACUGACCCAGAAGAGGAGAGAGGCUCUGGAGAGGACAGAGAAGUUGCUGGAAACCAUUGAUCAGUUGUUCCUGGAGUUUGCCAAGAGAUCAGCACCCUUCAACAACUGGAUGGAAGGGGCCAUGGAGGAUCUGCAGGACAUGUUUAUUGUACACACUAUCGAUGAGGUUCAGAGCCUGAUCUCUUCCCAUGAGCAGUUCAAGGCCACCCUCCCAGAGGCAGACGGAGAGAGACAGGCCGUCCUGGGGAUCCACAUGGAGGUGCAGAAGAUCUCCCAGAGCUAUGGCAUCAAGGCCAACCUCAUCAACCCCUACAGCACCAUCACCACCGAGGAAGUCCUCGCCAAGUGGGACAGGGUGAAGAAGCUGGUUCCCCAGAGAGAAGGCUCCCUCCAGGAAGAGCUAGCCCGGCAGCAUGCUAGCGAGAGGCUGAGACGGCAGUUUGCUGUCCAGGCUAACCUCAUCGGACCAUGGAUACAGACAAGGAUGGAGGAGAUUGGCCGCUGCUCCCUGGAGGUGGGUGGUACCCUGGAGGACCAGAUGACCCAGCUGAAGCAGUUUGAGCACGUCAUCGUCACCUACAAGCCCAACAUCGACAAGCUGGAGGGAGACCACCAGCUCAUCCAGGAGUCUCUGGUGUUUGACAACAAGCACACCAACUACACUAUGGAGCACAUCCGUGUGGGCUGGGAGCUCCUCCUCACCACCAUCGCCCGCACCAUCAACGAGAUCGAGACCCAGAUCCUGACCCGUGAUGCCAAGGGCAUCAGCCAGGAACAGAUGCACGAGUUCCGCUCUUCCUUCAACCACUUUGAUCGGAAGAAACACGGGGCGAUGGACACUGAUGACUUUAGAGCCUGUCUGAUCUCCAUGGGUUAUGAUUUGGGUGAAGUGGAAUUUGCCCGCAUCAUGAUGCUGGUAGAUCCCAGUGCCACUGGCAUGGUGUCUUUCCAAUCCUUUAUCGAUUUUAUGACCAGAGAAACCACUGACACAGACACAGCCGACCAGGUCGUGGCAUCCUUCAGGAUCCUGGCAGCCGAUAAGCCCUACAUCCUGGUUGAGGAGCUGAGGAGGGAGCUCCCCCCUGAUCAGGCAGAGUACUGCAUCUUGAGGAUGGCCCCCUACAGUGGUCCAGGGGGACCCGUGGGGGCUCUAGACUACACUGCCUUCUCCACUGCCCUCUACGGAGAGAGUGACCUCUAACUCUGCAAGAUGACCCCCAAGAUUGACCUUUUGACUCCAGCCAAAACUUCUGGAUGAAAUCCCCUUUAAUCCACUGUAAAAGCAAGGAUUAUGAUUAUUUAAAUGUUGGGAUAUCUGUUUGCUGAUUUGAGAGAAUAGAUCUGGACUAUUUUAGCAAAAGCUUGAUUGAAAUGACAGUAAAGUAUGCCAUUUAAGUAUCAUAAUAGGUUCUAUGAUAGCACACUGAUAACAGUGUAAGGUUAUCAAGUGUGCCUCUCAUACUCCAUUCUAAAAAGUAUUGACACACAUGUUGUUUAUGUCAACAAAAUGUACUUGUGAUAUAAUCAUAGCACAUGGUGCCUGCUCUAUGCUAACUUUUCUCGCAAGUUACCCAAUAUAAAUGAAGAACAAUUUGGCUAAAGGCUAUGAGUGAUUGAUUGAACAAUACGUUACACAGUUCACACAAAAUAUAUACAUCUCAAACCCAAAGCUAAGAGCCUCUUCACACACUUACU